Peronospora matthiolae is the source of this 354-nucleotide messenger RNA. Lineage: Eukaryota; Oomycota; Peronosporomycetes; Peronosporales; Peronosporaceae. The record is from the annotation of a GenBank genome assembly.
AUGACUACGUUAGAUGAUGAUGAUGACCAAAGCUUUCAUGCUACGCGUGACGGCUACUGCCAUUUGAGCGAUGUUGAAUGGGAUGCGGUUGAACGGAUGGGUUCAACCAUGGGCAUCCAUGCUGUUAGCGUCAUGCUAGAGGCUCUCAAUAGAGAUGCCCAACAUGCUACUAUCGCCAAGUUCAUUCAAAAUGAACUUGACGCUGAGCGCGAGAAAGUAGCCUUGCUUCACCAACAAGGUUCUCAACAAGCAGAGUUGUUGAGAGAACAGGGUGCUCAACAGUUUGAACUGUUGAGACAGCAGCAGGCUGCUGCUGGUGGGUCGAUGCACUCGCGUCGACCCGAGACCUUGUAG